UUUUUAGUGGCUCCUGGUUUGUCUACAAAGUGCGAGAGACAUCACAAAUCCUACGAUCAACCGUCGCUACCAAUGUGCUAAAUCUAGAACAUACUCAAGCUCAGUAUAUUUAUUUAGACUCUCAUCAAGAAGAUAUUUUUAUCUACAAUAGUGACGAUCCAGUGAAAAAUAAGGGAACAAGUCUUUUGGGUAUUGUGACCAGGUGGUGGAAAUCAUUCAAUCAAUCAAUCGCGUACAGAUACUUAAAUGUCGCGAAGCAUGGAAGCAAGUAUACACGAACACGCGCUGUUCAUGAUCUAGGAGCUAUGAAGCAUCUCCAACCCUGGGUCUGUCAACAGAUAGCUCAAAUGAUGGAUUCAAGAACGGCGGUGGCUCUCGCGAGGAUCGCUGACUCGGACCUACGGCUUUUUCUCAAGCCGCCUCAUCAUUGGGUUGAUAAAAAACUGUACGAAGUAAUUGAUCAGUUGCACCAACUUCUUGUUGAUAUGGAUAAGCUUUGUCAAUCUAGUCAUUCGUGUUUGACGCAGUUUAUCAGCAAGAAAUUUUACAGUUUUCGGAAAAAUUUAGAGUUUGAUCACGAGUUGUCCAGCAUUGAUUUCACCGCAACACCCACGAUAAGUUGGGACGAGCAGUUACUGACCCAGUGUAUCGAAGCUAUUUAUCAUCACACGGCAAUCGAUCAUUUCAGCCGAGACCUUGCGAACGCGCGAGGACUGUCAGUUUUGAUGGAAGUCAAAAAGAAGUUCAAUGACAAUGUAGACGUGUGUGUUUUGCUGGCUAAAAUAAUAUCCAAUUUGUCAUUGUAUACCGAGCUGGUGGAUGAUAUCUUUCGCUCAGGCUGGAUCGGAGUUCUUGCUGCCUGGUCACGACACAAAGACAUCAGACUCGCUGGACCCGCUGCGAGAGCUUUGUUUAAUAUGGACGUCGAUGCUAAUAAUGGAGAAAAAUUCCCCAGAAGAAUUUAUCUGCUGCAUCCGAUGAAUAGAACCAGGUCCAAGGCCAACGUUGAUGUUAUUUUUAUUCAUGGACUACUUGGUGGAAUUUUUAUUUCUUGGAGACAGCGAGAUCCUGAUUUGACACUUAAAUCCGUAGAUUCUAUGAAAAAUGAUAAUGAAGAUUCAUUGAUCAAUAUAGUUAAAGAAUACCCUCAGGAAUUUUUUGAAGACUUAGCUCGUGAUUUACAAGUUAGAGAUUGGAAAAAAACAGGUCAUGAUUAUGAAGUGAUAUUAGAUGAUUGUCCAGUUUCAAUGAAUUCACUUGCAGCUGGGCCAUUUACUUGCCCUGGUAAUGAAAUUUGUACUGAAUACCAAGGAAUUGAUUUAACAAGAACAGAGUGUUGGCCAAAAGACUGGUUACCUAAAGACGUGCCAUCAAUCCGCGUAAUUGGAAUUAAUUACGAUACCAGUUUAUCUUUAUGGAGUCUUCCAUGUCCAAUAGAAGUUCUAAAAAGUACGAUAAGUGAAAGAAGUCUAGAGUUUACCAAGAAACUAGUCACUGCUGGCGUGGGAAAACGUCCCAUUAUUUGGGUCUGUCAUUCAAUGGGAGGUUUAUUGGUGAAGCAAAUGCUCGUUGAAGAAUCAAAGACCGGCGAUAAGCAUCACCUCUGUGAUAAUACCAAAGGAAUUAUUUUUUAUAGCACUCCUCACCGUGGAUCUCACGUUGCGGCGCUUAAACAGACUACGCAGAUGCUUCUGUGGCCUUCCAUUGAAGUUCAAGAGCUAAGAGAAGAAUCUCCACAGCUUCUGAAACUUCACCAGGAAUUUAAAACAAUGCUUGAUAAGUACAAAAUGGAGAUAGUGAGCUUCAGUGAAACAAAACCGACGUUUGUAAGUGCGAUGAAAGUACCUCUGCAAAUUCAAUUUGUUUUGCCGAAAUCAGCAGACCCAGAAGUAGGCGAAUUUUAUGAAAUACCUCAGGAUCAUUUGUCGAUAUGCAAACCAGCAAGCAAACACUCGUUUUUGUAUCGCAAAGUUGUUGAUCUUUUAAAAAAAAAUCUUACCAAAAAUAAUUAA
Messenger RNA from Cotesia congregata, 2012 nucleotides. The record is from the annotation of a GenBank genome assembly. Lineage: Eukaryota; Metazoa; Arthropoda; Insecta; Hymenoptera; Braconidae.